This is a messenger RNA of Lachancea meyersii CBS 8951, 1023 nucleotides long. The record is from the annotation of a GenBank genome assembly. Lineage: Eukaryota; Fungi; Ascomycota; Saccharomycetes; Saccharomycetales; Saccharomycetaceae.
AUGCACAGUGCAGAGUUUCUGGAUGCCAACCCAAGUCAGAUAAGCUCGAUUUUGGCGGGUGGAUACAACCAUCCGUUGCUUAGAGAAUGGCAAAACGAACGGCAGUUGACGAAAAGCAUGUUUAUCUUCCCUCUGUUUAUCUCGGACAUUCCAGACGAGGAAACACCCAUCGAAUCGCUGCCCAACAUCAAGAGAUUUGGUGUGAACAAACUGACCGGCUAUUUGGCCCCCCUAGUGGCCAAGGGUCUCAGAGCAGUGAUCUUGUUCGGAGUGCCCUUGAGCCCCGGGUGUAAAGACCCUGUGGGCACCUCUGCUGACGAUCCAGAAGGGCCCGUCAUCCAGGGCAUCAAGCUCCUCAGACGCGAGUUUCCAGAUCUCUACAUCAUGUGUGACACUUGUCUGUGCGAGUACACCUCGCAUGGCCACUGUGGAGUCCUCUUGGAAGACGGUAGCAUCAAUAGGGAACAGUCGGUUCGCAGAAUCGCAGCAGUGGCUGUCAACUACGCCAAAUCUGGGGCUCACGCUAUUGCGCCCAGCGACAUGAUCGACGGCAGAAUCCGCGAAAUCAAGCUUGGGCUUAUCAAGGCUGGUCUGGCCCACCAAACGUUUGUCAUGAGCUACGCGGCCAAGUUCAGUGGAAACCUGUAUGGACCUUUCCGCGACGCCGCCUGCUCUGCUCCAUCCAAGGGCGACCGUAAGAACUACCAGCUGCCCUCUGGUGGACGUGGUUUGGCCCGCAGGGCUUUGAAGAGAGACUUGGAUGAAGGAAGCGACGGUAUCAUCGUCAAACCCUCCACUUUCUACUUGGACAUCAUGGCAGACGCAUCCGAAAUCGCCCGUGAUGUCCCUGUCUGUGCAUACCACGUUUCGGGAGAAUAUGCCAUGUUGCACGCUGCGGCAGAGAAGGGAAUUGUCGAUUUCAAGACGAUUGCGUUCGAGUCGCACCAGGGAUUCUUGAGAGCUGGUGCUCGGCUCAUCAUCUCCUACCUCACGCCCGAAUUCUUGGACUGGCUGAGCCAGUAG